Messenger RNA from Drosophila eugracilis, 1281 nucleotides. Its product is annotated as nitric oxide synthase-interacting protein homolog. The transcript has 3 exons. Gene Ontology annotation, cellular component: nucleus. Bases 97 to 1008 code for a protein of 303 amino acids. NCBI's taxonomy places the organism in Eukaryota, Metazoa, Arthropoda, Insecta, Diptera, Drosophilidae. Gene Ontology annotation, molecular function: ubiquitin protein ligase activity. The record is from RefSeq and is a predicted model, not a curated record.
AAUACCGCGAUACUAACACGGUCAUACUCUAAAUAGUAAACAUAUCUGGAAGUUUAUUUACAGUUUUUGAAGUUAAAUACAGUUAAAUUCCGAGAAAUGACUCGCCACGCCCGCAACUGUACGGCCGGAGCUGUUUACACCUACAACGAGAAGAAGCGGGACGCGGCGGAAUCCGGCUAUGGAACAAAUGACCAGCGUCUGGGCAAGGAUUCAGUUAAAUCCUUCGACUGCUGCUCGUUGACGCUGCAGCCGUGCCGUAUUCCCGUUAUCACUAAGGAUGGCUAUCUGUUCGACAAGGAAGCCAUUCUGCAGUACAUUGUGACCAAGAAGAACGAAUAUAGUCGUCGGUUGAAGGAGUACGAGCGACUGAGGCGCGCCGAGGAGGAUCAACUGAACCAGGAGGCCAACAGCAAGCAACAGGCACGCAUGGAGCGCUUCGUGAAUGCCGAGAAGCCAGCUAUGACGCCCGCCCACUCCUCUGCCGCUGCCAGCGAGAAGGCAUCAACUUCAUCCGCCGCCUCAACUUCAUCCUCCGCAUCUUCAAUUUCGAACAUGACCAAUGGACAUGAGAAGAAGUUGCCCAGCUUCUGGCUGCCCUCCGAGUGCCCCAAUGCUGGGCUGGCCAAGGCCCAGAAGCCAGAUGCCACCAUCUACUGCCCGGUGUCCCAGCAACCUUUAAGAGUCAAGGAUCUGAUUGAUGUCAAGUUCACGCUGCUAAAGGAUGGUGAUACGAAGCGCUCGCUGAUUGCCAAGGAGGCCCGUUACAUGUGUCCCAUUACCCACGACGUUCUCAGCAAUGCAGUGCCCUGUGCCGUGCUGCGACCUACUGGAGAUGUGGUUACCAUGGAGUGUGUGGAAAAGUUGAUUCGGAAGGAUAUGUUACAUCCGCUCACCGAUCGUAAGUUGAAGGAAAAGGAUAUCAUUCCCCUGCAAAGAGGCGGCACUGGCUAUGCAACCACUAACGACAACCUGCAGGCCAAGGAAAAGCGACCCAUGCUCCAGGUCUAAGAUUUUUUAAGAUUUCCAUUAACUUCAGCUAUUUAAACCCUCUCCAAUAGAAUUUUUUGAAAAAGAAGCAUUUGAAACCCUAGGAAAGAAAUAGAUCGAUGCCAUGAAUUUAAAUUGCAAUCGGAUAUACAAAGGAUGAAGUCUGCUAGGUAAUUGACCUGAGAUCAUGUUUUUGUUACACUUAUAGAGUAUUUUCUAAACCAAAUUGCUUUUCAAAUCAUAACCAUGUUCCCCUUACAUACAGAUUAUGAAAUAAAAAGAAAAUAUAGAUUA